AUGGGGUGUUCAGUGCCGGGAGCCCUGGGCAGACUACGGAGAGAAUACCCGAGCCCAGCGACCGGUCGGAUUCAGCACCUCGGACAGCGACUAGCCCGGCUCUGCCCGCGGGCCGGGCGCUGCCGCGGGGACGGAGCUUCGCAGUCCGCUGCUUACCCUUCUGCUGAGCCCGGACUGUACUACCUCUUGCAGAUGUUUGAAACUGAGAUCCAUCACUUUGAAACCAGGAGAAUCAAAAAGCUCAAGAACUCUGCUGAUCAUCUUGAUAUUUUUGUUGAAUGUGAAGUUCACAGAGCUGAUAUUAGUCACCUUAUCACAUCCUUAAAGAGAGUAACAGAGGAUGUGAAAACUGGCAAUGAAGACAAAAUGCCCUGGUUCCCCAGAAAAAUUCAAGAUCUAGACAAAUGUCACCAUCUGAUCACCACGUAUGAACCCAGUUUUGACCAUGGUCACCCUGGAUACACUGACCUGGAGUACAGGAAGAGGAGGGCAUACUUUGCUGACCUUGCCUAUAAUUACAGAGUUGGGGACCCUUUGCCUUACAUCGAAUACACAGAGCAGGAGACUGCAACUUGGAGAGAAGUCUACAGGAAGCUGAGAAGCCUCUACCCUACUCAUGCCUGCACACAAUACCUGGAUGCUUUCCAACAGCUGGAGAAACACUGUGGCUACCAAGAAGACAACAUACCUCAACUUCAGGAUGUGUCCAGAUUUUUAAAAGAAACAACAGGUUUCCAGCUGAUACCAGCAGCAGGACUGUUGUCUGCUCGUGACUUCCUUGCCAGCCUCGCAUUUCGUGUCUUUCAGUGCACACAGUAUAUAAGGCAUUUCUCUUCACCUACACAUUCACCAGAACCAGAUUGCUGCCAUGAACUGCUGGGUCAUGUUCCCAUGCUAGCCAACAAGGAGUUUGCCCAGUUCUCCCAGGAUAUUGGACUGGCUUCUCUUGGAUCAUCUGAAGCAGAGAUUGAGAAACUGUCCACACUUUAUUGGUUUACUGUGGAGUUUGGACUCUGCAAGCAAAAUGGAUCCAUCAAAGCUUACGGGGCAGGACUGCUUUCAUCUUAUGGGGAACUUACGUAUGCUUUAUCAAACGAGCCAGAGUACAAGUCCUUUGAUCCAGAAGUGACUGCAGUUCACCCCUAUCAGGAUCAAGCCUUCCAGCCUGUCUAUUUCAUAGCAGAAAAUUUUGAAGAUGCCAAGGCCAAACUGCAAAACUAUGCAAUGAAGAUCAAGAAGCCUUUUUCUCUGUGCUACGACCCAUUCACCAGCAGUAUAGAGGUUCUGGAUACACCACAGAAAGUCAAGAGGGAAGUCAGUCGACUGAAAGAGGACCUGAAAAACCUCUGCCUGUCCCUUGAAAACCUCUCCUAAAACUGCAGCAGUACUUCUCGCCUGGCACUGAUACAUAUGUAGGCAGUUCCAGCAUUUGAAAAUUUAGUGAAGUUGUAGCUGCAUGCUAAAAUCUUCAUCCCACAAACAGCUCUGUCAAGCAAAUCUUUUCACUGUAAUUCAGGCUGCUGACUUAGCCACAUUAAUGAGUUCCUAUUGAAUAUGCUUCAGUGGCAAACAACACCAAAUUACUCCAAUUUCUGGUAGGUGAUAUGAACUGCAGCUGUUGGUUGUGUAUUUAUCUCUUAUUUUAAACGUAACUUUUUAAUUCACCUUUUGAAGUUAUUUGCCACGUUCUGAAGUUAUCUACCGUGAAGUAGCACAGUAACUCUUCAGUCACGAAGUCUCGCUUAAAUGACAUGAUCACAAUCUUUUGGGCUGGCUACCUGGCUGCAGUCCUUGCAGCUAACUCAUUUCUGCUAGUAAUUACGAUCAGCUAUUGUGCUAAUAAACUAUGAAUGGUUCUCUUACAAUGUACAAAUACAAGAGUUUAUAAGACAGACCUUUUAUUUCUUCUUGGCAUUUAUUUUUUCAGCAGUCAUCUUACUUAGUUCAAAUGUGGCUAAAUAAUUUUCUGUCAUAUUUAACAUCACAAAAUAUGUGUCCAUUGACUAAAAAAAGAUAGAAAAGAUAGAAACUAUGAGGACUGUGAUACUCUCUCUGGCUCUAUAACAUACUUGUUUGAUUUGAAAAAGAAAUUAAGAUUCCAGGGAAUAAAAAGAUGGAUGUGGAGAAAAACCUUCAAAGAAGCCUACAAGAAAAAAUGUCUCACUAAUUUUUCAUGGGAUUCAAACAGUCCUGGACACCUUAAAACAUCUUUGUGGGGUUUUCUUUGUUGUUGUUGUUUUUUGUUUGUUUGUUUGUUUUUGGCAUUACGAUGAUUGCAGUAAUAAUCAAAAUUUCAAAGGUGCUAAACAUCAAUACAUUCUAAGAUCAAAUACCAGAAGCAAUAUAGCUUUUAUAUGGAUACAACUUCAGGUAUGUGCUGCAACUCAUCUUGCCUCCCACUCUGAUCUCUUUCUCAGAUGUGCCUGAAAUUUAUUUACACUCUGUGGGUCACAUUUCACAGAAACAAUCCUUUAAUUGUCCUUUCAUUUCCAUCUUCCACUGUUCACAAAUAGCAACUAAUUUAGGAAAAGAAGAGUAGGCUCAUGCCUGGGAAGAUUCCCUCUUUGCUUAGCACUAAUGUCGAAACAGGUUACAGGUGAUGGCAUAAACAGGAGCUAUAUGGAUCUCAUGACUGAACCUGGGUGACAGUAUUCCAUAGACAUCAAUGUAGAUUUAUCCUGUGCAGCUAAGAAACUUUGCUUGUAUUUUCAAAAGUGUAUUUAAAUUAAGGGAGAUAGCAAACUUACAGUUUGCUCAUUGCUAUCCACUAACUGACAGCAUACAUGACCUGAACUCUGAUGUAAAUGUGAGGUGGUUUGGCUCUUGGAAAAGGAGUCAUCAACUCUGCCUUAACUGGUCACCAUGGAAUAAAAGCAUGUACACAGAAAGUUACAGCAGAGCAAUUCACAUGCUGUUAUUUCAUACAGAGCUUAUCUCACCGUAAUUUGUCAAUGUGCCAGGCUCUACAGAAACUCUCUUGUUGGGACUGGGUUAAUGGGAUUUUGUCACUUAAAUCUUCAUGUCCAUAAGCACUUAAGAAAAUUCUUUCAUGGACACUUGCAGAGAAUUCAAGAUCUGUGAGGAUGCUGCAGUGGCUCCAUUUUCUUAAAAUGUGGCGAUACCUAACAAAUUUGGAAAUGUCUUGGCAAAAUGGCUAUGGUCUCCUUCGUCUAAACAGCAGGAACAUUUCAAGUUCUUUCUUUUUCACUGAAGCCCAGGAUUUUUCUAUUCUACUUCAGAAAAAUAUUUUUGUAUUGUAAAGCCUAUUUUGCUAGAGAUUCAGACAGGGACUGCUGAAGUGGUUUCCUUUACUUUUGGUAUAUUUCUGCUGUGAUGUAUGAUGAUCUCUCAACAUUCUUUUAUGGAUUUAAUUCUACUUAUCUUGCUUUUACACACUUACAAAUACUGUUUUUCUUUAGAGCAAUGUUUGGUUACAUAUUGUAAUAAUUUAUCUGUGUAUUUGCUGCCAAAUGGUACAUAGGCAAAAAUGCUUGAUAGCUGACAACAGAUUGUUUUUAGAAAUAUUAUUUUCAUCAACCAGUUACAUUACAUUUCAAAUUGAAACGUG
This is a messenger RNA of Tympanuchus pallidicinctus (lesser prairie-chicken), 3568 nucleotides long. RefSeq names its product tyrosine 3-monooxygenase-like. The record is from RefSeq and is a predicted model, not a curated record. Gene Ontology annotation, cellular component: perikaryon; cytoplasm; axon. Gene Ontology annotation, molecular function: iron ion binding; tyrosine 3-monooxygenase activity. Lineage: Eukaryota; Metazoa; Chordata; Aves; Galliformes; Phasianidae. The transcript is spliced from 12 exons. The coding region runs from base 1 to 1374 and encodes 457 amino acids. Gene Ontology annotation, biological process: dopamine biosynthetic process from tyrosine.